Messenger RNA from Cajanus cajan (pigeon pea), 3304 nucleotides. Its product is annotated as G-type lectin S-receptor-like serine/threonine-protein kinase At1g34300. NCBI's taxonomy places the organism in Eukaryota, Viridiplantae, Streptophyta, Magnoliopsida, Fabales, Fabaceae. The record is from RefSeq and is a predicted model, not a curated record. Gene Ontology annotation, biological process: recognition of pollen; protein phosphorylation. Gene Ontology annotation, molecular function: protein serine/threonine kinase activity; ATP binding.
ACAGCGGAGAGAGCACUGACAUAGCUUCUCAAGCAUUCUCGAUUUCCAUUGAAUGAUCCAUUAUUCAUGGAAUUUGGUGCUGGUGGCUUAAUCUUUGUAACACCUUGUACCAUAUGCAAAACUUUGCUUCUUGCAGGCCUCUCAGAUAGUGCCCCUGCAACAAAUUUGUCAAAGUUUUCAUAACUCCAAUCUGAGAAUAGGAACUGGGUUCUUGAAACUAUAAAUACCAUAAGUUCCACAGGAUGCAUCAACAACAUAUUCAUCUUUCACUACAAGAUCGUGAAUAAUCAACCAUGUGGAAAAUUCAAACUCCUUAAACAUAAUGAAAAACUUUUUUUCCAAUCAUUUGAACGAGUCAAAGUCUUCCAACACCCCAUUUCAUUUCUUCCACACACGAAGCCAAAACACCGUUAAUACACACCCAUCCAACACAUUGGCUACAUAUUAAAUUCACACCCUUGCACACAACCGAAUCAUCAGAAAACAUGUUCCUCAAAACCCAUUUUCUGUUCCUGGCUCUUGUUUUAGCAACCACAACGGUUACUAUCGCCAUAACCCCGGGUUCCACUCUCUUCACCAAUCACAUAUGGUCUUCUCCCAACACCACCUUCUCUCUUGCUUUCGUCCCCGUUCAGCCACCGACCACCCCUCCUUCCUUCACCGCCGCAAUCGUCUUCUCCGGCGGCGCUCCCGUCGUCUGGUCUGCUGGCAACGGCGCCGCCGUGGAUUCCGGCGGCUCCCUCCAGUUCCUCCGCAACGGUGCCCUCCGCCUCGUCAACGGCUCCGGCGCCACAGUGUGGAACUCUGGCACGGCGGACCGCGGCGCCACCUCAGCAACCCUUGAAGAGAGUGGCAAUUUGGUAAUUUGGAAGGGCACGGGUACCCUCUGGUCAAGCUUUGACCAUCCCACCGAUACCCUUUUGCCUUCUCAGAAUUUCACUGUUGGUAAGUCUCUCACAUCCCAAAGUUACUCUUUUAGUCUUCUUGCAAAUGGGAAUUUGAUCCUAAAGUGGAACAAUAGCAUAGUGUAUUGGAACCACCAGGGUUUCAAUUCUUAUGUGAAUGCGAGUUUGGAUUCCCCCGUGUUGGCGUUGUCAUCGAUUGGUUUCUUGCAGCUUUCUGAUGUGAAUUUGAGUACUCCUGUUGUUAUUGCUUAUAGUAGUGACUAUGUUGAGGGGAACAGUGAUGUGUUGAGGGUGUUGAAGUUGGAUAAUGAUGGCAAUUUGAGGAUUUAUAGCACUAAUAAGGGUAGUGGAAGUUCUAAUGUUAGAUGGACUGCUAUUCAGGAUCAAUGUGAGGUUUAUGCUUACUGUGGGAACUAUGGUGUGUGUAGUUACAAUGAUUCGAGCCCGGUUUGCAGGUGCCCUUCAGAGAAUUUUGACAUGGUUGAUCGAAAUGAUGCUCGGAAAGGGUGCAGGAGGAAGGUCAGUCUCGACAGUUGUCAAGGGAGUGCGACUAUGUUGACAUUGGAUAAUGCUGUGAUCUUGAGUUAUGCCCCUGAGGCUGCUUCGCAAUUGUUUUUCAUAGGGAUAUCGGCAUGUAGAGGGAAUUGUCUUUCAAGUACUGGAGACUGUUAUGCUUCUACUUCCUUGUCAGAUGGAUCGGGGCAAUGUUUGCUAAUAUCAAAAGAUUUUGUUAGUUUUUAUCAUAAUCUUUCAAUGCCUAGCAUUUCAUAUGUCAAGGUUUGUCCGCCGCUGGCGCCGAAUCCACUGCAGGCGUUGAAUCCACCGCCCUCUUUGGGGGAGACUGGGAUGGAAAAGAGGUCCAAGUUGCGUGCUUGGGUUGUGGUGGUUGUUGUUUUGGGUGCCAUUUUGGGUUUGAUUGCAUUGCAAGGUUGUUUGUGGGUGUGGUUUUGUAGGAACAGACUGAGGUUUGGAGGGUUGUCUUCUCAUGAUACGCUUUUUGAGUAUGCUUCUGGUGCGCCGAUGCAGUUUUUGUACAAGGAGCUCCAAAAGGCAACAAAGGGGUUCAAGAAGAAGCUUGGAGCUGGGGGAUUUGGUGCUGUGUAUAGAGGCACUCUUGUUAACAAAACUGUUGUUGCUGUGAAGCAACUUGAGGGCAUUGAGCAAGGUGAGAAGCAAUUUAGGAUGGAGGUUGCCACUAUAGGUAGCACUCAUCAUCUCAAUUUGGUGAGGCUUAUUGGCUUUUGCUCAGAAGGGCGCCACCGGCUUCUAGUUUAUGAGUUUAUGAAAAAUGGGUCUCUUGAUGAUUUUCUAAUCCACACAGAGGAGGAUCCUGGAAAAUUGUUGAGUUGGGAGUAUCGAUACAACAUUGCCCUGGGAACCGCAAGAGGCAUUACAUACUUACAUGAGGAGUGUCGUGACUGCAUAGUCCAUUGUGACAUAAAACCUGAAAACAUUCUCUUGGAUGAGAACUAUGUUGCCAAAGUCUCUGAUUUUGGUCUUGCAAAGCUCAUUAGUCCCAAAGACCACAGGCAUCGAACCUUGACAAGUGUGAGAGGAACCAGAGGAUAUUUAGCCCCUGAGUGGCUUGCGAAUCUUCCCAUAACAUCUAAAUCUGAUGUUUAUAGCUAUGGCAUGGUUUUGUUAGAGAUUGUGAGUGGGAGAAGGAAUUUUGAUGUAUCAGAGGAAACAAAUAGGAAAAAGUUUUCCACUUGGGCCUAUGAAGAAUUUGAGAAAGGUAACAUUAGUGGAAUCUUGGACAAAAGACUAGCUGACCAAGAAGUUAAUAUGGAACAAGUAAGAAGAGCAAUUCAGGCAAGCUUUUGGUGUAUUCAAGAGAAUCCAUCUCAAAGACCAAUAAUGAGUAGACUGCUGCAAAUGCUAGAAGGGUUAAUAGAGAUUGAAAAGCCACCUGCCCCAAAAUCAAUGAUUGAAGGAGCUGUUAGUGGAACCAACUCAUACCUAAGUAGCAAUGCCAAUGCAUUCUCCACAUUUGGAGUUUCACCCCCCGUUCCCUCCUUUUCAUCUUCAUUUCAGGAUAGUGGUGUUUCAACCUUAGCCUCGAAAAUGAACACUGAGAAACCAACCUCAUGUCUUUUACAAUUAGACACGUGACAUAAACAUUCAACAUUUUUGGCUUCGUGUAGGUGCUUCUAAUAAGCAUGCAUGUCAACUUUAGAAUCAUAACUUACAAGUGGCUUCCAGAAUUAGCUCAUUAAAAAUUUAUAGUUGUCUUUCUUGCUUGAGAACUCUCAAUCAUAAAAAUCAUUUAUGUGAUUAUAUGUCUUUCUAAAAGAUUGAUCAUAUUAACUAUGUGUUUGCACAUGGUUAAUUAAAACAAUAAAAUUGUAUAUUUUAAGUAUCAUGAUUAAAACACAUUUCACAAGGACUUUUAUAAAAUC